CAAGAUCAGAAAGAGAAGCAGCUUCUGAUAACUUUAACGAUCAACACUGAGCAAGGUAUCAGCCACUAGGAUGUGGAUACUCUGGGCCCUGGCCAUCACGCUGGCCACUCAAGCUGGAGCACUUGACGUGCUAGAACCACCCACAGUAGGAAGCCUUCCUUCCACGCUAUCCUCUGUGCAACAUGUGGAACCUCUCCCUCUUCCCCUGACAUCCAGCCAGGCUUUCAAAAGUCCCCCAACCCAAAAAAGCUCCCCAUUCAGCAGAAAGUCACCUAAGACCCCAGAAGGCCAGUGUGCACCUGCCUCCGAGUACUUCCUGUCUGCUGAGAAGUUCGACGAGUAUCUGAAUGCCACUGUACCCCCGGAGAUUGAGAAGCUGGUGAAGUGCAAGGAAGUUAACAUAGUCGGAGUGCUUGGGCAAGUGUUAGACACAGUGGGAAACGCCGGCGUGCUCGAUAUGCUAGACAUCACUUCGCUCCUAGAAAUGGGAGAUGGCGGCAUUGGUGGUAUCCUAGGCAUGAACAGCAAGGGUGACAAGUCUCCAAAGCUCCCAUCCCUCUCCAAAGUUGGUGAAACUGCUGAUAAGCUGGGUGUGGGCAGCCUGCUGUCCUCUGGAGCGGGCCAAAGCCCUGUAAAAGGGCUCCUUGAAGGUGCUGAACUCCCUGAACUCCAGACCCUGAAUGACGUGGCUGGAAGCGCUAAGAGCCUCAAAGAUUCCGCCGUGAGCAAGGUGAAGGAUGUCCUGCCAGCAGAAACCACCAAAGCACUCAAAGGUGCACUGGAAAACCUUGACAUAAAAGAUUUAUUGCUGCAAUUAGAAGUUCAAUCCGUGGAUAUAGAGGAGAUAAAUUCAACUGUAACAGACGAUGGGAUCGAUGUCGAGGCCAUAGCUACUGCUACCGUGGGUGGAAAAGGUGUGGCUGGACCCGUGAUCACUGUGGUGGGAUUUCAAGUGCUCUUGGGUGUAACUCUGAAAGUUGCUGUUUCUACAAACAACACCCAAUGCGUCAACCUUGAUAUCGAGGAAACAAAUAUCAGUGCCAACCAAGUGACCCUUCGGAUAUUAGAGACAGUCACAAACACUGCGGUUCUUCCUGUGUCUCUGCCCUUGAAGGACAUCGUCCCUAAAGUGUUGUCAGUAGAGUUACAGAAGAACGUUGACAACUCAGAGUCCUGUGGCAUUGUCUUCAGUGAUUUCAACAAGUGCAAAAACUCCACUGGCUUAUUCCAGUUCCAUAUAAAAUCAGCGAGGACCCGUCCACAAGGCCUUUCAAUCCUCUACUGCGUUGAAGCCCUCUUUGACAAAACAGCAGUCCCUGUGCCUGGAGGUCAUCUCCCUCCACAUCCUAAAGAUGCCAACAUUUCCAUAAUUAUGUCCAGCACAAUGGUCAAGACAGUUGUCAAGUACAAUGCCAAGCGGAGCUCCGCCAAGUCAGAUAACCUGGAGGCAAGCAUCACCAAGACAACCUUCAGGUUCCAGCAAGACAGUAACAGUGUUCGGGUUGCUUACUCGACUACCAUAAAAAAGGAUGGUGAGAGUUUUGCUAAGGGAGAAUCGGUCAUAAUCAUCAAAACUGCUGGCAAGAUUUCAAGUGACAAAAUGAUAGUAAACGUUGAAGUUUCAAGAUCUGAGCACCACGUGAGCCCUCCUGAGUUGGACACAGUAAAAGAUGUGCUGUUCAAAGUUCAGAAGAAGUUCUCAACUUACCUGACUGAAUCAGCUAAAAACUGGAAUAUACCAUCAGGAGUACCUCUAUUUCCUGUAGAUGGUGAUAUUACACUAACACUAUCGAAGGAUCUUCUGGCAGCAAACUGAACCUAGCAUAACUGAAAACAGGGAAUAUUCUGAAUGAAAGUGAAAACAUUCUGUAAAACUUUCCUAUGAAAUAUUGAGCUGAGGACAUCCUUAUGAUUAAGGAACUGAGUAGAAUUAGUUUUCUUAAAAUGUCAAGUAUCCCUUUGGAAUUUUCACCAACCACCUUGAAUUAACAAGAGCCCUAGUAGACAAAAAUUUAGGGAUUUUUGGCAUUGUUCUAAUGAACUCUUUAAUAAACAACCUGUU
Messenger RNA from Heterocephalus glaber (naked mole-rat), 2062 nucleotides. Its product is annotated as vomeromodulin-like. Gene Ontology annotation, biological process: sensory perception of smell. Lineage: Eukaryota; Metazoa; Chordata; Mammalia; Rodentia; Bathyergidae. The record is from RefSeq and is a predicted model, not a curated record.